AUGUCCAUUACAAAGUAUACCGAUCAUAAAGAGUUAUCAGACACAGAAUUUUCCAAAUUGAAAGAAAACGUUAUAAAAGCCAAAUCCACCGCUUAUUGUCCUUAUUCGAAAUUCAGAGUUGGGUGUGCUCUUUUAACAGAAUCAGGUGAAUUCAUAUCUGGUGCCAAUGUUGAAAACGCAUCAUACGGAGCAGGUGUCUGUGCUGAACGAACAGCAAUUGUUAAAGCAGUGACAGAGGGCCAUACAAAGUUUAAAGCAAUUGCGGUGGCAGGAAACACCAAAGAUCCAAUAACUCCUUGUGGAAUUUGCCGUCAAUUCAUUAGAGAAUUUGCUCCAGAAAUUCCAGUGUUCAUGUUCAAUGAAGGAAACGGGUUUAUUAAAGUGUACCUACAGGAUUUACUCCCAUUGAGUUUUGGCCCAGAAGAUCUCGGUGUAACGAAUUAA
Candida dubliniensis CD36 is the source of this 444-nucleotide messenger RNA. RefSeq names its product cytidine deaminase. The transcript is spliced from 4 exons. Gene Ontology annotation, molecular function: cytidine deaminase activity; zinc ion binding. Gene Ontology annotation, cellular component: cytosol. Lineage: Eukaryota; Fungi; Ascomycota; Pichiomycetes; Serinales; Debaryomycetaceae. Bases 1 to 444 code for a protein of 147 amino acids. The record is from RefSeq and is a predicted model, not a curated record.